Messenger RNA from Benincasa hispida (wax gourd), 739 nucleotides. Its product is annotated as MLP-like protein 31. The record is from RefSeq and is a predicted model, not a curated record. NCBI's taxonomy places the organism in Eukaryota, Viridiplantae, Streptophyta, Magnoliopsida, Cucurbitales, Cucurbitaceae. Gene Ontology annotation, biological process: defense response.
GUGAUUUUGGUAGAACAAUCAUUAAUCAACUUUCUUGAGUUAAAUUAAAGUAGAAGAUUACAUUAUCAAUUAAAUCAACACACAAUGUCUCUAGCUGGGAAAGUGGAGGCUCAUGUUGAAAUGAAGGCUCCAGCUUCAAAGCUUCAUGAAAUCAUCACGAAACGACCACACCAUAUUUCCAAUGUUUCUGGAGACAAAAUACAAGGUUGUCGGUUACACCAGGGUGAUUGGGGACAAGUUGGUUCUAUCAUCUAUUGGAACUACUUUCAUGAUGGAGAAGCAAAGGUGGCAAAGCAUUUAGUUGAAGCAGUUGAUGAGGAGAAGAACAUGAUUAUUUUCAAAGUGCUUGAAGCAGACCUUCUAAAGCAUUACAAAAACUUCAGGUUUAUAAUUCAAAUUACUCCAAAGGGAAAGGGAAGUGUAGCUCACUGUACUUUAGAAUAUGAGAAGUUGCAUGGAAAGAUUCCUGAUUCACAUUCAAUGCUGAAGUUAUGUGAAGAAGUCUGCAAAGAUCUUGAUGCUCAUCUUAUGGAAGGCAAUUAAGGAUUUUAUACUAUGAUAUGUAUAAAUUAAGUACUAUACUCUAUGUUUUUAUAAAAUAAUUGCUUGUAAUAAGCAUAUGUUCUCUUCAUGCACUGGACAAUAUUAAUAAUGGUGGUCAAAUAUACUAAAUGUAACCUAUGUACUCAUAAAUUAUGGUUUGGGAAUAAAAGUACUAACGUUAUGAUAUUAUCAUUAC